GGGGUGGGAGGGGGCAGCAGGCGGGGCCUGCCACGUCACUCCGGGAGUGUGUGUUGGGAGAGAAGGACAGAGCAGAGAGCCGAGCCGCUGCCGCUGCAGCUGCGGUGGCUGCAGUCAAGGCUUGAGCGGUGGGGAGGUGGGUCCCCGCGCUCCGGCGCCGGGGCAGCCCAGGGCCCUCUCGGAGGCCUGAGGGCAGACCCACAGGGAGGAGGUGGCGGCUGUGGCGCGGGAACGGCGACCUUGGCUGGACGGAGCCAGCCCGCGGUGGACGUUGGGCGAGGCCGAGCCCCGCCAGGAGUCUUUGCGGAGCCGGAGGGGGAGGCGCAUCUGGCGCUUGGGUUCCCGCGGCAGUGGCGGGGCUGAGCUGUUGGAGGCGCGCAGUGGGAGCCGGGGAGUGCUAACCCUGCGUCCAGAAGCCCAGUCUCAGGCACGGAGGUGAGGGGGUGAAGCGCCGUCUUUUCGGGCACCCGGUGUCACACGCGCCAGUGUGCGAUUUCAGGUAUCCCAGUAAGCUCCAGCCCCAGGCGCGGACCGCUGGAGGCGCGGGGCCAAUCCUCUGCGCCCAGGGCACCUCCCCGGACCUACCCUUGCAGGGACCAGGGGUUCAGGGCUCACGGAUCCCACCGCAGGUCAGCCCGCCAGCUCGGAGGACCGCGGGCCCCACCCUAGACAGAGGGCGCCGCCGGCGCUGGGAAGCGCUGCCGCUCCAGAGGUGGCAUCGGGGGCGCUGUUGCCGUGGCGGGGAGCGCACCGCGGAGAGGACAUGAGAUCGGAGAAAUCCCUGACGCUGGCGGCGCCGGGGGAGGUCCGCGGGCCGGAGGGCGAGCAACAGGAUGCGGGAGACUUCCCGGAGGCUGGCGCGGGCGAGGGCUGCUGUAGCAGCGAGCGGCUGGUGAUCAACAUCUCCGGGCUGCGCUUCGAGACUCAACUGCGCACCCUGUCGCUGUUUCCCGACACGCUGCUGGGGGACCCUGGCCGCCGCGUCCGCUUCUUCGACCCGCUGAGGAACGAGUACUUCUUCGACCGCAACCGGCCCAGCUUCGACGCCAUCCUCUACUACUACCAGUCGGGGGGCCGGCUGCGGAGGCCGGUCAACGUGCCCCUGGACAUCUUCCUGGAGGAGAUCCGCUUCUACCAGCUGGGGGACGAGGCCCUGGCCGCCUUCCGGGAGGACGAGGGCUGCCUUCCCGAGGGCGGCGAGGACGAGAAGCCUCUGCCCUCCCAGCCCUUCCAGCGCCAGGUGUGGCUGCUCUUCGAGUACCCGGAGAGCUCGGGGCCCGCCAGGGGCAUCGCCAUCGUCUCGGUGUUGGUCAUCCUCAUCUCCAUCGUCAUCUUCUGCCUGGAGACGCUGCCCCAGUUCCGUGCAGAUGGUCGAGGCGGUAGCAAUGGUGGCGGUGUGAGCAGAGUCUCCUCAAUUUCCAGGGGGAGUCAGGAGGAAGACGAGGAGGAAGACGAUGCCUAUACCUUCCAUCCUGGCAUCCCCCCCGGGGGAGUGGGCCCCUCCUCACUAAGCGCUCUCGGGGGCUCCUUCUUUACCGACCCCUUCUUCCUGGUGGAGACCCUGUGCAUCGUUUGGUUCACGUUUGAGCUGCUGGUGCGUUUCUCCGCCUGCCCCAGCAAGCCCGCCUUCUUCCGCAACAUCAUGAACAUCAUCGACUUGGUGGCCAUCUUCCCCUACUUCAUCACCUUGGGCACGGAGCUGGUGCAGCCACAGGAGCAGCAGUCAGCCAGCGGAGGGGGUGGCCAGAACGGGCAGCAGGCCAUGUCCCUGGCCAUCCUCCGCGUGAUCCGUCUGGUGCGGGUGUUCCGCAUCUUCAAGCUCUCCCGCCACUCCAAGGGGCUGCAGAUCCUGGGCAAGACCCUGCAGGCCUCCAUGCGGGAGCUGGGCCUGCUCAUCUUCUUCCUCUUCAUCGGAGUCAUCCUCUUCUCCAGCGCUGUCUACUUCGCAGAGGCUGACGAUGAUGAUUCGCUCUUUCCCAGCAUCCCAGAUGCCUUCUGGUGGGCAGUGGUUACAAUGACCACAGUAGGUUAUGGGGACAUGUACCCCAUGACCGUCGGAGGCAAGAUUGUGGGCUCACUCUGUGCCAUCGCUGGGGUCCUCACCAUCGCCCUACCAGUGCCCGUCAUUGUCUCCAACUUCAACUACUUCUACCACCGGGAGACCGAGCAGGAGGAGCAAGGCCAGUACACCCACGUCACGUGUGGGCAGCCUGCGCCGGACCUGAAGGUGGCCGACGGUGGACUUGGCAAGCCUGAAUUCUCUGAGGCUGCCCGGGAGCGGAGACCCAGCUACCUUCCCACUCCACAUCGGAUGUAUGCAGAGAAAAGGAUGCUCACUGAGGUCUGACUGAUGCAGGCAGGUUCUACACGAGAAGGGUGACACUGAGCAAAUAAUUUCUUAGGCUGCCUUCUCGUUUUCCAUGACUCUCACCUGAGCUCUGGUUGGCUCCCUGACUCCUUCCCUUACCCUAGUGCAUGGCGUCCAGGACCAAACACCUGGACUGUCAACCUUGUUACUUGGGCCCCUGCAGCAUUCAAGUUUUAGCCAUCUAAGUGAUAUUUUUGAAAUUCUAAUGGUGCCACCCAUUCAUGCCAUCUUCUGUUAUGUGGAUGAGAUUUCUGUCUGACUUUCCUUCAAGAUUCUGGUUUUUUCAUGUCUGAGACUUCUAACAGCUGUAGGUACAGAGAUGCCAAUAGGAUGGAAACCAGGUUAUUCCUGGGUCUCUUUUCUCUCCUCAGUGCCCUUUGCUUUGGGGCAUGCACCUGUCUUAACUUCUGGCCAGGCGGUACCUGGCAGAAGCUGGAGGACAGAGACAGGACUCAUCUUGCUGUUUUAUUCCAGGGCCCUGUAACACCUGCUGGUCAUCCUGUAGAAGACCCAUUAGAUGCACAGUCUCAAGUGGAAUUAGAGAAACUGCAAUUAAACUUGGCCAUUUGGAGGACGUUAGUGUGAGUCCCGGACCAAAGGGGCCGAUGUUUUCUCCCAGGUGUGUUCUGGCACAGUAGACACCAGGCUUUGGUCUACAUUUAGUGCCCCCGAUGCUGAGCCCCUGACUCUCUUUCCCUUCCAGGAAGGUUCUUUCUCAGAUCCAAAUGCUCGGUGUGCACGUGCCUUCCUGUGCAGAGGGACUAGCAAAAGGCAACCACAGAGCCGGGAGAAAUGGCCGAAUAGAGUCAGGCAGCUGGCAUGUCCAUGUCAUCUGAAGAGAGGUGGCACUUAAACAGAUGCUGUCAUCUCAGAGGGGCAGUGGACUGUUGUUACAGAUGGCAAGUUUCUCUCCCUCGCUUCCCCGCAACCUCUCUAGCCCUCCACCCUUCUUCUUGGGAAUUUGAUUUAGAACAGUUGAAGGCUUUCUAAAACCAACUCCAGCUUAGACCUGCAGACAGGUAAAGCACACAUUGGAUGCUAGUGCGGGUGUCUUCCCAUCUUGUUGGGAAUGGAAUAGCUGGUUUAGAGUAAGGAGGAAGCCUUAUGUCUUUGCUGACAACCACACAAUUAGAGGUUUUUGGCCGAGUCAAGCAAACACUCGCCUGCUCUGCCCCUCAGAGCUGCAGCCGACUUGCUCUAACUGGUAAGGUAACUUGGUGGUGUCACCACCACCUGGACUAAGCCAUCUCCUGCCAUCGUGAAAUCCCUGCCUUCCAUCACACUGCCCACUUCCCCUCACUUCCCUCCUGGUAACACCGUCAUUUGUUUGUUGCCUUGAUAAACUGUGAUGUACUGUUCUGAGCUCUUUUGGGUACAGUUCAGAAACCAAAAGGACUGUUAACAUAUUUUUAAUUUUAUAUCUAUGCUUUAAGACUCUUGGAUAAGAUUUUUUUUUCUAAAUUAUUUUCUUGAAGAGCAACUUAGGAGGGGUGGUCUUUUGAGGGUUUUCUUGAGAUACUACAGCUCUGUGAGUGCCAGAUCUCAGUCUGGAUUUUGCCACAGCUUUACAGGAUAACUGGCACCAUCCUCUUAAUGCCUCAGUUUCCCCACCCAUUACAUGGGAACAUUAAUGUCUUCCCCUCCCUACCUCAUGGGGAACGUUCAAUGAACUCAUGUGGGAAGUCGGGGGUGAUUCUAUGCAAAUGUGUGAAUUUUAGUAAUAGACUUGACUUUUAGUUCAUUACCCUGUGUCCCACCUCCCAUAGGCCAGGCCUCCCCCCAGAGUUUCUGCCUUGGAUCCAAAGCCCAAGAAUAGGCCAUUCUGGACCAUGAGCUCCUUAAAUCCCUUCUUAGCCUCUUGAGCUGGGCUGCAGUCUUUCUUCUUACCCUUCAGAAAGGAGGGUGCUCUUUAGGCAGGUUCACUGUGAUCCUUAGGACUGGAGGCCACUUUGAUUGGAGCUCAGCUUCUCCAAACCUGAAAUACAGUGGGAGAUAGAGGAGUUCAUGAUUCAGAAACCUGCUCUGAGGCCAUGAAGUGCUACUUUUCCAAAUCUCUUCAGUUUCUCUUGGGUAUUUAGGGAAAGGAGAAGGGCCCAGCUGAGGGUAAAUGUUGGACCAUGCAGGCGUGUAUCUCCACAUGUGUGUAUGUGAUCACCUUCAUCACCAUUCCUAAUAAAUUUCUGCUCCAAGUCCGAGCAUGCCCGGAAGUAAAGGGUUUGUGGAGCACUGGGCUCUCCAGGGACUCUGGUUGCCGUAGCAACCUUCCAGACUGUUCUCUCUAUUUUCUGAUUUGGGCAGCAAGGGAGACCGGGAGACUACAUAUCCCCAGCUUCUGAAGUGGGAGCACCUCCCCCACACUGGGCCAGGGACUGGGAGCGCCCGGACAGGGAUGUGUGACCUUUGAAAAAGCAGGUCCCUACAACUUCUGCCUGGACCUUUCUUCCCGGUUUCCCCACCCAGACAUGGAAGCUGCCUCAUUUCACCUCUGAUUCUUCAAAGAAACUUGAAUCCUAAGUAACUGCCAGUUAAACCAAUGUCAAUAUGAUCUUUUUCAAAUGACAAGGGGAGCGUUGCAGGGGACUUGAUCCUCAGGAAGCCACCUGGGCCUCGAGAAGUCCUAGUGGUUUCAGUCCACCCUAGCACCAGGAACUUUCCAUCUCCUAGGAGAGAGGCUCCUCCCAGCUCUGAGCGAUGGAGGGAAGCGACAAUUCUUCCCCACCAGGGAACAGUCUAGCUCCUGGGAGGAACUUCAUAGGUGGCUCUUCUUAAGAUGUCGAAGAAAAACCGAGAGGCUGUGACCUGCCCUAGUUUCUGUGGAGGAUUUUGCCAAGUGAUCCCUCUCUGACUGGGCCUCUGUGCGGAUUUGUGCUCUGAGAACCAAGAGAACAGCACCCCAUGUUGCUGUGACAGCUGGGCUACGCUCUCACAGCUGCCGGCACAGGCCAGGACUCGGCCCGCAGAAGCUCCUGGAGGCUGUCCUGGACCUGUUAGGCUCCACAGAGACACAGGCUAGUCCUCCCGCCUGACUACCCCAGGAUGUGAGGGAGGUGCAGCUGGCCAUCUGUGCAUCUGAGAAGUUAUUGCAUAUGGAUAAAGCCAGAGGAAGCACUGGUUAUGUCCUUGUGACUCUAACGCCAGAUGGUCAGUGACACUUGGCUACAAGCAGGCUGCUGCCCCCGGAACCCAAGGCUUACAGGAAAAGGCUGGCACAGUGGUCCAAGCAAGGAUACCUACACGUAAGUCUGACAGCGGCUGGACAGAGGGCCUGGACCCUUGACUUCUUCAGAAGAUGGGAUCCCUUCUUAGGCGAUCUGGCCUGACACCCCUCCAUGGCCUCCAACAGUAGUGACAGACUACAAAAAGCUGAGCCCAAGCCCGCCAGUGUUAAAGAUGGCCCAGAAUUUUGGAGUGAGGUUGUAUGGGGAAGUGAAGCUGGUGGUGUGGGCAAGAGACCAGGUACGGGGAGGUCAGAGGUCAAGGGAUGCCAGAAAGUGCAUGCCACAGACCCAUCCAGGAAAAAAGUGGCCAUGGAAGGCUAACAAAUAAAUAUAUGGCAAAGUC
Messenger RNA from Myotis daubentonii (Daubenton's bat), 5929 nucleotides. It is a transcript of the gene KCNA6, whose product is annotated as potassium voltage-gated channel subfamily A member 6. The record is from RefSeq and is a predicted model, not a curated record. Gene Ontology annotation, biological process: protein homooligomerization; potassium ion transmembrane transport; action potential. Gene Ontology annotation, cellular component: membrane; voltage-gated potassium channel complex. Gene Ontology annotation, molecular function: delayed rectifier potassium channel activity; protein binding. Lineage: Eukaryota; Metazoa; Chordata; Mammalia; Chiroptera; Vespertilionidae.